Messenger RNA from Micromonas commoda, 8049 nucleotides. RefSeq lists its product with no specific name. Lineage: Eukaryota; Viridiplantae; Chlorophyta; Mamiellophyceae; Mamiellales; Mamiellaceae. The transcript is spliced from 3 exons. The coding region runs from base 1 to 8049 and encodes 2682 amino acids. The record is from RefSeq and is a predicted model, not a curated record.
AUGGCUCAACCCCGCGGCGGAGGAGCCUCCGCCCUGGAGCACGUGUCUCACGUGCUGGCGUGCCUCGUGCACAGGCACUCGUUUUUCGAGGAUGAGGAACCCCCCCCCAGGCUCAGGACGGGCGCCGUGCCCGAGGAUGUGAUGCGCCGCGUGAGACGGCUGGACGCCGAGUCCGUCAAGGGAGAGCUCGCACGCCUCCGCAGGUGGCUCCCCUCCUUCGUCGCGGACGGGGAUCGGCCGGUGUCGUGGGGGGAGAUCGCCGACAGCCUCGCAGAGGCCCUGGACGCGCUCCCGCAGGACGCCGCGAGCGCGCGCGCGUACGCGAGACGCUUCUCCGUGCUGGUCCUAUCCGACGCCGUGAACAACCCGCCGGUGCCCGAACCCGAGGUUGGCUCGUACUACGAACGCGCGGGGCUUCGGUCGAGGCACGCGGCGCUCCUCCUCGUGGCGUCCACGGAGGGCGGCGACGCGAGCGCCGCGGCCGCCCUCGCCACCCUCGUCGCCGCCGGUCACGUCGUACCCGCCGCCGCCGCGCUCCUCGCGGGUCUCAGGGGCGUGGACGCAUGGGACGGACGCGCGGCGCUGCUCUCCGUCGCCGCCGGUUGGCGUUGGGCCGGGACGGACCACGGGGAUGAGGCGCGAGGCGACGAGGCUCGCGACGCGGUGGGGCGGUGCGUCCGGUUCGUCCUGGACGAGAUGGCGGAUGAAGCGACGCGGGGGACGCAGAGGCGGACCGUGGCUGGCUCGCUGUCCGCCAUGCUGUGGUCGCUGUGGGAGAGCCAGGGGAGCGACCGGACGUUGGACGCCAUGUUCCCGACGCUGGAAGAGCUCGGCGAGUUGGCCACGGUGUGGAAGGAGAAGGCGAACGCGGCGGCGGAGUCGGCGCGGCUGCUGCAGGCGGUCGUGGCGCUGAUGCGAAGGUGGCGCGGGGAGACGCCGCUGCCGGACCCGCCGACCGAAGGCGUCGAGAUCCGGGGUAAGAACAAGGACAAGAAGGAUAAAAAGGCUGAGCCGCAUGAGCAGGAGGAGGAAAAAGUCGAAGAAGUCGACGAGGAGACCAAGGAACUGAGGAGGAGACUCGAAAAGGAAGCCCGGUUCCGUCGCGAGCUCAAAGCAGCGUUGCUGUCGGGUAUCGACGGCGCCAAGGACGACGCAAAGGCUGCCGCGAUUGAGAGCGUCUCGGAGCACUUCGAGGCGGCGGCGACGGACACGCUCGCGAGUGAGCUUCAGCGCUCCAAACGGGACGAGACCGUCCGCGCGUUGCUCGUCCGCGUCGUUGGCGUUGGGGGCGCGAAGGGCCCGCCCGCUGCGCUGUGGGGUAAGGUUGGACGCGCGCUGAAAGCCGCGAGCGUGGUGUGCCCCGGGGCGACUCUGGACGUGGUCGACGACAUGCUCAGGGCGUCGGGUGCGAGCAAGGGGGAACAGAAGAAGGAGGAGAAGAAGACACCGGAGAAGAAGUCCAGCUCGUGGUUCGGUGGAUCGAAGAGCAGCAAGUCUACCGACGCACCCAAGGCGUCCAAGGCUGUUCCGGGCGCCGGAAGCUCCAACUCCCGCAUCCUGGCGCUGCGGUUCAUCGCGUGGGCGAUCGAGGCUGUGCAGGACGUUCCGCAGGAUGUCGGCCUCGAAGACAGCGACUUCGAGUCGGACCCUUCCACGACGGUCGCGAAGGCACUCACCGUCGAGCUGUGGAACCGCGCGGGCGCGUUCGCAUCCAGCGUGGCAGUCGCGAUGACCCCGCCGUCCGGCGUAGGCAAGACCAAGGGGAAGUUUGUCGACGGGGAGCUGCCCGACCGCAUCGCGUACAUCGCGAGGGAGGUUCCACCCGACGCCCCAACCGGCGACCAGGUGGAGGUCAUGUUAACCGCACUUCGGUGUACGCCGCUGUGCCUCGCCGCGCCCGCCGGGACGUUCGGGGAAAAGGAAGCGACGGACCACGUCAUCGACAUCAUCGCCGCGGGCAUGGGGUGCGGCGAGAGGGACGUCGAGGCGGCGGCGAGACGAGCGCUGCGGCGACACUGCGACGCGCUGUCCAGCAAGUCGCUUCGUCGCGCCGUGCAGCUCACGCUUCGUGCCGCGGAGGAGGCGAUGGAGGGUUCGACCGACCCAACAGAGUGGGCGUGCAGGUUCAAGACGGCGGCUGCCAUCGUGGCCGAGGCGUCUAGGCGAACGGCGGAUGACCUCUACUUUGACGCCGUCGUCGAAGGAAUCGAGGCGAGGAAGGAGGAGAGCGCAGUCAGCUCCCAGACUGACGACAAAGACGCAACCACGGGCGAAGGAGGACCGAGUUCCGGCACGUCCCCCACCGAAGACGUGUCAGUCGGCGACGACGAGUCGGAUUCAGAGUCGAUGUCCCCCGCGGUGUCUGCGGCUCUAUCCGCCGCCGCCGCGGUUGGACCCCGCGCGGCGUCGGCGAUUCUACUGGCGACGGCGCACCCCGAUCCGGCUGUUCACGCCGCCGCCGCGGAGCUCCUGGCCGCGACAGAGGAUCUAGUCGACGCGGCGGCGCUCGCGGCGGAUUCGGAGGGCCACGGUGCCAGCGCCGGAGAGGACGGCGAAGACGCGCUGGCUUCAAGGCUCGGCGGCGGUCUUCUCAGGUGGCUCUCCAGCGAGGCGUCUGUCGGACCCGAGACGCGUUCCAGGGCGGUGGCCAUGCUCGGCGGGUGGCGCGACGACGAGAGGGUCACCGGAUGGAUCCAAAAGACGCCCCUGAGCGCUGCAGCGGAUGAGGGCGUGAGACGGGCGGCGCACAGGUUGUUCACCGCUCGAGUCAUCGACUACAAACCUCCCAGCGCCUCCGCGACGAGCGGAGGAAGCGGAGGCGCCGCGCCUUCCGUCCACGCGUACGACAUGUGGAAAGGUCACGUCGCUAUAUACUGCGCCGCGGCCAGGCCGAGGUACUACGACUCGACGCAGAGGUCAGGGGACCCGAAGGAUGACGACGACGCUGACGACGAGGGCGCCAAAAAGACGAUCAAGAAGAAGAAGGAAACCGUCAACGUUGAAGACGCGGUGGACGCCGCCGUCGCCGAGGACGAAGAGGAGGAAACCGGCGAAAAGAAUUUUGACGACGACGAGAAGUUCGACGACCUGGAGGCCUGUUUCGACUCCGAGCAGGUGCUUCGUUGGGCGUGGACACGAUGCGCCGCCGCGGCGGAGGCGUCUGCGGAGCUCGGGGAGAACAAGGACGACGAGGCGCGGCUUCGUAAGGAGGUGAUGAUCGACGCCCUCGCCGCCGCCGCGCCGCCGUGCCUCUCGGCGCUCGUCGCAUCCCUCGCGAAGGAUACAACCGCGAUCGCACAAGGCGUACUGCCCAUGCCAAAGGACGAAAAAGAGUUGCGCUCCCGGACGCUGCCCGCGCUGAAUCGGGCCUCAGCGGGCCUGGUUAUACUGCGACGACUCGCUGAUAGGAUAAUCGAACGCGACCUACCCAGGUCCGAGGCGAUUCUCAGCCGCGUUUGGGCCGCGGCGGAUGUGUGGCUCGAGCCUCUCUCCGCCGUCACCGACGAGGCGCUCGCUCCCACCUUCGAUCAGACGGACGCGUGCGCGAGCGCCUCGAACGAAGCCGCCGCGCUGCUCAAACUUCGGCACUCGCACGCGCCCCCGGCUGAGAUGGACGCCACGGACGCGGCCGCCAAGGGUCUCGCGCACAGUCUCCCGUCGAAGCAGGCGAGCGUCAGGUGGUACGAAUUCGUCGCGACCGUGCUCGAAGCCGUGGAUGUCGUCGUCGACAAGCAAAUCUCCAAGAAACGCGCGGACCUCGUCAUCAAGAGGGUCGCCAGGGCGUCGAGGUGGAUGUGCUUAAUCGACGCGAAAGGCGACGCCAAGAUUGAGGAGGCUGCGAAGAAGUCCGAGUCCGUGGCCUCAGCGACGUGCGUCAAGCUACUUCUUCAGCGUCCCGACACAAUCUGGAACGCCGCCGCCGCGAGCCUGAAGCAGGCGGCGGCGGCGAGUGCACGAGAGGGGGAGAGGCCCGGCGCGGCGCCGACGAUACAACUGCUCGAGAUUGUGGUAACCGCGGCCAUGUCAAGAAGGGGUACAAGCCCCGAGAAUGACGGAGUCGUGAUCGCAGCCGCGCUCGCGAGCCUUGGACUGUCACCUUCGCUGUCCGCGUCGGCCGCGGCGUACCGAGGCUUGCGAGAUUUUGCCGGCCAGCGCAUACCAAAAGAGGCUGCCGCAGCCGCCGUCACGGCGGCUGACGCCGCGGCAGAGGCCAAAUCACCAGGCGAUGUCAUCCUCUCGCUCGAAGCCAGAAGAGGCGCGGUGAUAGCCGCGACGAGGGAACUACUCGCGACAGAUCCAACAAGAACCUCAGCGGUCUCACUCGGCAUCAAGGCCCUCGCCGACGCGUUGGGUACCACGGUGGAUGAGAAGGAGGCGUGGACAGAGGCUGCCACAGCGACUGAACCAGAAUUUGGAAAAUCUCGCAACGCUUGCAUCAAGUUGGCCGCGACAUCCCUCACGUGGGUCGUCGAGGCACUGGCGACGGUGUCUCAAAAUCCUGUCGACGCAAAAACAGCUUCGGCUCUCGCGCAGGCGGCGUUGGCGUGCGCGCGCGUAGCGGUUUCGAGCGGUAUUCGCAGCGCCAAGGAGGGUUCGUCCAGCGCGGGUGUCCCUGACACCAGCAGGCUGUGGGAGCGAGUUGGAAACGCGAUAAGCGUGAUCAACACCGAACGAUACGACUCCGAGUUGAGGACAGCCGCCGCGAGUGCGAUUGCCGUCGCGGAUACACUGGUGGACGCAUGCGAAGAAUCCCUGGAGGUGACUGCAAUGGCGACGGUGUAUCUGCUCCGUUCACCCUCGGGGUUGGAUAUUGGCGCAAAGCUGGUGUCCAUCGCUGCGUCCGGGGAGGGAUGGGACUCGACGCACGCCGUCGCGAGCAACCGAUCGGCGGCGGCGAUGCGCCUCGCGGCUUCAUCCGCGGCGUGUCCCGUGGCGUCAAUCACGUUCGCAUCUCAGCUGCCAUCGCUCGUCGCCGCCGCAACGUCGCAGCGGGAAAACAGCAAGGCGGCCCGCGCUCUGCUGGAGGCUCUACAGAUACGGGACACGAACAUGAACGGUGUCGUGGAAUCUCUCGCGAGGAGAUACCCGGAAGGGCGGCUAGCGUGCAGACGCGUGCUCGCCAAGGGGGCGAUUCGAGCCGCCGACGUCGCCGCGGGAGACGACAACCGCGCGAAGCUCUCGCCCGCCGCGUGCGCGUCGGUCGCGUCGAGCCUCAGGCUUUUAGUGGCGACGGUGAAUCCGCCGAGGAUGAACCCGAGUGCGAAACCCCACCGCGCGUUCCCGCUCGAACGUCUCGCAGAUUAUGCCGCUCGUUGCCAUAGGCUGUUUGCCCUGGGACUGAUGUCCGGAGAGAAGGGUCUGGUCACUGCAGUCGCCGCUGCGGAUGCGUUGGCCACAAUCGCGCAGAGAUUCGCCGCCGGUGGCGCUUCUCGGGAGUCUCAUCACGCAAACGUGGUGACCACAGCAUCCGUCUCCGCGGCGAUCGCGGCCCUCUCAUCGACGUCCAUCGAAUGCAUUUGCGCGGGUCUCCGGCUCGCGGCGGCGUGUGGCCUCGCCAUGCCCGCGUUGACUUCUGCAGCGACGGCGGCUCUGCCCCCAAACGUCGCGCCCGCGGUUGGAGUUGCGUUUGACGACGGGGAGUUUUCAUUCGAUCAGCCCAAAUCUUCAGGCGAGUCUGACUCCUCUUCCGCCGCAGCAGCUAUAUUCUCGCGACUGGUGCUACGCAAGAUGCCUGAUAUCGCGGAAAAGCCUGCACACGGUCGAGCGCUGGAUGUGGCGAGGGCGACGCUCGCGGCAUUAGCCGGGGAGGCACCAGCCGAGAAUCCUCUCGCCGCCGUUGUCGUCCUUUCAAUGACGCUGCGGUCAUGGCCCAGCCUUCACGCAACCCCGGACGUCAAGACUGCCGCGAACGCUGCGAGAUAUCUACGAUCGCUCGAUUACCAGGCGCUGGACUCUAUCGCGACUGCUUUAUCCCUUUUGGGUGACAAGAAGUACGCGGAGGAGCGCAAGUUGGACUUCAGUGAGGGCAAGUCUCCGGGGAUUGUGAAGGCGUCACCGUCGCGGCCUGGAGCUGCGCUCGCAGCUGCGACCGCCGCGGCGCAGGCCUUGGCCACUACUCCAGGUAAGGGGCUCGCUAAGAGCAAACCGUCAGUUGGAAGACCUUCCGGGGGAAUUUGGAGCACGCAGACGCCCACCACCGCGGAUAAGGUGGCGUCAAGGGUGCCGGAUGAGGAUGACCUGGCAGCCAAGAAGAGGCAAACCACCGACGGAAACUCGCUCGCCGCCCUCUCCGCACGACGCCUCGAGUUCUUCGAGUCAAUUUGUGACGGCCUCGCAGAAAUCAAGCUAGCGUCCUCGACGUGGGAACGAUCGCUUCAUUUUCUCGCCGACACGUGCUCGUCGGAUGCCAAGCUGGACAUCCGCGUCGCGGCUGCCGACCUGAUGCGGGCGCUUCUGAAAUCUCGAGCGAAGAGCGAAGGGAGAGGGAAGUGGAACCCGCGCGCCCUGUCAAUAGCGGGUUCGGCGAUGACCCAGACGGUCGAUGACCCGGCUAUGGCGAUGGCAUGCGUUGCGUUAUCAUCCGCAGCGGACGCGUCUCCGCCAAAGAAGCGGAAGGACAAGUCUCCCAUCAAGACACCUGUCCCGCCGGAUAAAAAUCAGCUCGGCCACAAUCAGGUGAUUGACUCUGUGCUUCACGGAGGUGUUGUGGACGAUGAGGGUUCGGACGUCGAGCUGGACGACUGUGUUGUCGAGGAACGGGAUGGCGACGAUGAAGCGAACGACGAGACGGCUCGGCUCCGGUCUCCGGUGGUCUCUGGCGCGCAGGAGAGGAGACUGAGCGAGUGGUCAAGAAGGUCACUACUGAGUGUCACCGCCGCCACGCAGGAGCUCAUGAAACAGGUGACUGCGAACAGACUCCACGAUGAAGCGGAUGAUGGAAGCGGCAGCGACGAGGAGGAUGUGACCAAGGGCAGCGCGAACGAUCCCUUCGAAGAAUUCGUUCCUCCGGAUGAAUCUCGGUCCACUGGCACUCCGGCCAAGCCAUCCAUUGCGUCCAUGUUCACAACCCCGACUAAGGCAAAAUCACCAUUUGGCAAAUUUCCCCUCGGAAAUCUUGGAUCCGCUAUUGUUGCAUCUAGAUGGCGCGUGAAGGCCGGACUCGGCGGGGCGACCCCAGUAACUACACGCGACGAGCGACGCAAGGCUAGACAGAAGCAGCUCCGCGAUGGCGCGCCACCCAGUUACGUUGACAACGACACGAGGUCACCAGUGGCGUGGCCAGGCAGCCUCAACGCCCUUGGGCUCAAGACUCCAGAACAGUUGGCGCAUGACGCGGCCGUAGCCGAAGCUGCCAGGAUUGCAGAAGAGACUGCAAAAGCCGAAGCUGAAGCCGCCGCAAAAGCUGCGGAAGAAGCUGCACAGGCUGAAGCCAUCGCCGUUGCCAAGGCAGCCGAACAUGCUGCACAGGCUGCAGUAGAGGUUGCAAAAGCUGAAGCGGAAGCUGCCGCUAUGGCCGAGAAAGCUGCGGAAGAGGUUCCCGAGGCUGAGAAAGCCGAGGUGAAGAACGUCGAAGCUGAAACAGUCGAGGUGAAGAACGUCAAAGCUGAGAAGUCCGCCGAGGUGGAGGCGGAACAAGUCGCUGCUAUGGUGGCAGCCGUCAAGAUUGAGGAUACUGGCGAGCCGUCAAGCAACCCAACCAAACCAAAAACUGACGAAGCAGUUCUUCAGGUCGAGCGAGCCGCAUUACCUCCGCCCCCCGUGGAUUUGGGCAGAGAGACUAUCGCGGCAGAGGAGGAAGUGCUGCGCGCGGCCGAGCAAGAACUUUAUGGUGCGCUCCCUCCGUUGCCAUCGUCAUCUGUGGCAGGUGAGGAACUUUCAUCGUUGGUGGAGUUUGGCGAAUCGCUCAUCGGGGAAGGCACCGGUAUUGAGGAUCCCGCUGAAGCGGCGUCCGGAGUUGACGAUGAACCAGAUGAUGGACAACACGGCGUCACGAGCGGCGUGGCUGACGACGAGAUAGGAGGAGGAGGAAUCCGAGGAGGAAGAGGAUGA